Messenger RNA from Mus caroli (Ryukyu mouse), 3075 nucleotides. RefSeq names its product elongation factor for RNA polymerase II (gene Ell). Gene Ontology annotation, cellular component: transcription elongation factor complex. Lineage: Eukaryota; Metazoa; Chordata; Mammalia; Rodentia; Muridae. Gene Ontology annotation, molecular function: cis-regulatory region sequence-specific DNA binding. The record is from RefSeq and is a predicted model, not a curated record. Gene Ontology annotation, biological process: positive regulation of transcription elongation by RNA polymerase II; transcription elongation by RNA polymerase II; snRNA transcription by RNA polymerase II.
GGGGGCGGGGGAGUGAUGGUUGCAAGAUGGCGGCGCUGAAGGAGGCUAGGAGUUACGGGUUGUCGUGUGGGCGCGUGAGCGACGGCAGCAGGGUGUCGGUGUUCCACGUGAAGCUCACCGACAGUGCUUUGAAGGCUUUUGAGAGCUACCGGGCCCACCAGGAUUCUGUGUCACUGAGACCUUCCAUCCGAUUUGAAGGAAGCCAAGGACACAUCUCUAUACCCCAGCCUGACUGCCCAGAGGAGGUGCGGGCCUUCUCCUUCUACCUCUCCAAUAUUGGCCGCGACAGCCCUCAGGGCAGCUUUGAUUGCAUCCAACAAUAUGUAUCCAGCCAUGGGGAUGUACACCUGGACUGCCUGGGCAGCAUCCAGGACAAGGUCACAGUGUGUGCGACUGAUGACUCCUACCAGAAAGCACGACAGAGCAUGGCACAGGCAGAGGAGGAGACUCGGAGCCGAAGUGCCAUCGUCAUUAAGGCUGGAGGCCGAUACAUGGGGAAAAAGGUUCAGUUUCGGAAGCCAGCGCCGGGGGCAGCUGAUGCAGUACCCUCCCGGAAGCGUGCUACCCCCAUUAACCUGGCAAGUGCCAUCAGAAAGAGCAGUGGGAGUGGAGCCAGCAGUGUGGUACAGAGGCCCUUCCGAGAUCGGGUGCUACACCUCCUGGCCCUGAGGCCUUACAGGAAGGCUGAGCUGCUGCUGCGGUUGCAGAAGGAUGGGCUGACACAGGCAGACAAGGACACCCUGGACAGCCUGCUGCAGCAGGUGGCCAGUGUGAACCCCAAGGAUGGCACGUGCACGCUGCAGGACUGCAUGUACAAAAGCCUGCAGAAGGACUGGCCCGGCUACUCUGAGGGGGACCGGCAGCUGCUGAAGCGCAUGCUCACGCGGAAGCUGUGUCAGCCACAGAAUGCCACUACAGACUCCAGCCCACCUCGAGAGCACGGGCGCUCUGCCUCACCCUCUCAGAAACGGCCUACAGACUUCAUUGACCCCCUGGCCAGCAAGAAGCCCCGAAUCUCACAUUUCACACAGCGAGCACAACCCACCCUCAAUGGCAAACUGGGUGCCCCCAAUGGCCAUGAGACACUGCUGCCUGCUCCAGGACCCACCCCAUCAGACAUCCUCAGCUCUAGCCAUCUGCCCCCACGGCUGGAGCCCCCACGGACCCACGACCCACUAGCUGAUGUCAGUAGUGACCUAGGUCACAGUACCCAGGACUACACGCACCAGGAGGCCACCCCAGCUCCAGCACCCCAUCUUGGUCUUCUCCUACUGACGGACUUUCCUCAGGCUGAGCAACCUACUAGCUCCUCACACACCCAUAGCCGACCCAAGAAGAAGUCCAAGAAGCACAAAGACAAGGAGCGGCCCCCUGAAGAAAGGCCCCCCGCCCCACAGCCUGAUGCACCUACUGCCCCUGCACUACCGCCAGAUGCCCCAGGUCUGAAUGGAGCCUGUGACAAUGAACCCACAUCCUCAUCAGAGACCCCGGACUAUUUGCUGAAAUACCCGGCCAUCUCAUCGUCAGAGCAGCGUCAGAGCUACAAGAAUGACUUCAAUGCUGAGUACAGCGAGUACCGGAGUCUGCACGCGCGGAUCGAGCAGAUCACCCGAAGGUUCACACAGCUCGACGCACAGCUCAAACAGCUGAGCCAGGGCUCUGACGAGUACGAGACAACCCGUGGGCAGAUUCUUCAGGAAUACAGGAAAAUCAAAAAGACCAACACCAACUACAGCUGCGAGAAGCGACGCUGCGAGUACCUUCACCGCAAGCUGGCGCACAUUAAGAGGCUCAUCGCAGAGUAUGACCAGCGGCAGCUUCAGGCCUGGCCCUAGCACAGACAGGCAGACCUGACGGCUCCGCCUGCCUUUCCUAGUUUUAUAUGAACUCGGCCCUUUAGCUGCCGCAGAGACAUCUAUUUUUGUACCUUUUCUACUCCGUGCCUCCUCCAAGGCCCACGCCUCCAAGUGUUAGAAGCCCCAGGGAGAGUGAGCAGCGAGUGCCAGACCCUGCUGCCUUCAGAUCCUCAGCGGACAAGGUUGCUGCAGUUUGCUGGCUGUGCCCAAAGCCCUUAGCAGCGGCCUCCGCAGCAUGUGCUCCUCAGUCCCCAACACACUGCCCUUCAUGUCACACUGUGGCUGUGUGGUUCUGUCUGUCCCUCCAUCCAUUUGUGGGUCCUGGGAUCACCUCCCUGCUGGGUCCCACUUGGGGGGUGCUGAGGGUGGUACCUUGCUUGCCUUCUCCAGGGCGCAGGCCUGAGGCCCCCCAAUUGCUGCUUUCUUACUGUGCCUCGUCUCAUACCCCAAAUCCAAAUCCAAGGGGCCAUCGGUGUGCAUGUGUCUGUGUGCGUGUACAUGUGGUAUGAGUGGGUCUCCACACAUUCAGAGGGAAGCCAUUGGGGAGGUGGUGGGGGCCACUGCUGUAGGGCAGGGAAAGAAUGUCUAUUUUUUUAAAUGGUGAAGAUGUCUUUGGGUGGCUUCCAAAGAGCCUGGCUGCCUGGAGGCACCUGCCUGGCACAGUCCCCCACCCCCAGUCAGCUCCUAGCUUUCUUUUGAGAUCCCUAGAGUCCCCAGACCCUAGAGGAACCAAACCUUCAUGUUUCAGUAGAUGUUGGUUUCUUCUCGGGGGCAGGGCCAAGCUCUGCAUGGUGCACUUCUCUGACAGCUACAACUGCGAAGGCUCAGGGUAGACCCCAGGUUACCCCUCUCCUGCCCUGAGAACUCCAUCCAGGGCUAUUGGUUGAACUGAUGGUAUGUUUGCGUUGUUUCGUUGUCUGAGAUUUUGUUGUCUGUCUGAGAUUUGGUAAAGGCAGGGCCACACUCUGGGGCUGCAGGUGGUGGCUGGCAGGUUAAGCAUGGUCUAACUUAUUGGUAUUCUCCCCACCUUUGAACUGUGCUGUGGAGAAAGUCUACUUUGAGCCAUGGAGUUGGUGUUUACAAAGUCUUCACUUUUGCCAAAACGUUACAAUUGACAGAGAGGCGGUGCCUCCAGGUCCUUUCUUAGAGUUUGUCUUCUGUACACAAAGCAGGUGAACCGCCAACUUUCAAAGUCUAUAAUAAAUUUGAUGGAAUUUAA